AUGGCAUCAAAGGAUCUAGAUGACUGCAUCCAGGCGGUACCUGCGACUCGUUCUUCAAGCGACGCUGGUGAUGAUUCUGGCAAAGAUGUCAGGCUCGGCAUCGUCGAGGCCAACGUCCUGCAGGAACGAACCAUAGGACUCUUCGGGGCCGUGUCCUUGAUUGUGAACAAGAUUAUCGGCGCGGGCAUCUUCUCGACGCCCAGCACCAUCUUCAAGCUCUCGGGCAGCGUUGGCAUGGCCCUGAUGUGCUGGGUCAUCGGUGCCGUCAUCUCCACGUGCGGCAUCUUCGUCAUGUUGGAGUUUGGGAGCGCCAUCCCCAGGUCGGGCGGCAUCAAGAACUACCUCGAGCGUUCCUUCAGCCCGCGGGUGAUGCAGACCUGCAUCUACGUCUUUUACUGCGUCUUCUUGCAGGUUUCGGCUAGUAAUGCCAUCACCUUCUCUUCCUACAUCCUCGUGGCGUCCGGUGCCGACUCGACGACGUGGAAGCUCCGCGGUGUCGCCAUCGCCGGCGCCGUCUUCUCCGUCGGGAUCCAUACAGUCGCGCCUCGCGUGGGCAGGGGCAUCCAGGAUCUGCUUUCGGCCGUGAAGCUGUUCACCCUCCUCUUCAUCGUCUGUUGCGGGUUCGCUGCCCUGGCCGGGCAUCUGAGGGUGGAGAGUCCUCACAACUUCACCAACGCCUUUGAGGGCACGUCGAACAGCGGGUACAACAUCGGCACUGCCAUUCUGAACGUCAUCUUUUCCUUCCAAGGUUACGACAACGUCAACGCUGUGUUGUCUGAAGUCCGCAAUCCGCAAAAGACGCUGAGAAUCGCCUUGCCUCUCUCGAUGAGCGUGAUUGCCGUGCUGUAUCUGCUGGCGAAUGUUGCAUACUUCGCCGUCGUGCCCAAGGAAGCCUUCAUCGCCGCAAAGGUUACCGUCGCCGCGACCUUGUUCGAGAACGUCUUCGGCGCAUCGGCUGGAGCCAAGGCUCUUCCAGCAUUAGUAGCGCUCUCCGCCCUCGGACAUCUCCUCGGAGUUGCCUUCACCAUUCCGCGGCUGUUGCAAGAACUCGCAAAGGACGGGGUGCUGCCGUUCUCGAACCUGUUCAUGGAGAACAGGCCCUUCCGCACGCCCAUCUACGCCCUGCUUCUUCAUCUCGGCGUGACGAUUCUCUUCAUCUGCGCCCCGCCGGCCGGAGACGCCUUCAGCUUCGUCGUUAGUCUGUCGAGCUACCCGACCACUGUCCUGUUGACGGCGAUCACGGUUGGUCUCGUGAAGCUGCGUUUCACCGACCGGGAGAAUUUCCAAUCGCCGCUCCGCGCCCCUUGGGUCUUGAUCGGCAUCUAUCUUGCAGCGAACAUAUUCUUGAUCGUCAUGCCGUUUGUGCGACCGCCAAACGGCAAAGGCAGCACUUCGCUCCCCUACUGGCUGUCGUCCGUGGUGGCUUUGGGCAUCCUUUCUCUUGGCAUCAUCUACUAUGCUUUACGGUUCGUCAUUGUGCCCAGGAUCUUCGGUUAUAGACAUCGAGAGAUCCAGCAGGAACUCAGUGACGGGUCUACGGUUACCAGGUUUCAGAGGGUCAAGAGAUGA
Molecule: messenger RNA, 1569 nt
Organism: Colletotrichum destructivum
Lineage: Eukaryota; Fungi; Ascomycota; Sordariomycetes; Glomerellales; Glomerellaceae
Product: Putative amino acid/polyamine transporter I
Exons: 8
Coding region: 1-1569 (522 amino acids)
Biological process (GO): amino acid transmembrane transport
Cellular component (GO): membrane
Molecular function (GO): L-amino acid transmembrane transporter activity
Source: RefSeq, a predicted model, not a curated record